CGACUAAAUUCGAUGCAACCCUCGAUCGACUUGUACAUGAUUCACGUUGAAAUAACAAAAAAAAAAUGUAAAAAAAAAAAAACUUUGGAGUGAUCCAACUACAUUGCAGAGCAAUGGCAAGCUCUGGAAAAUAUCCAGAUCCAUGUGGGCCCCACGUUUUCUUCCCCAUAGCAAUCUUCAUCGUCGGAAAAUUGUCAGACAACCCCACGAACGGAUCCAGAUUCAGAGGGAGACGUCAAUCGGAGCUACCAUGAAACUGCCUUCUAUAUGUCCGCCAAUCUCACCUCCCUUGUCCGAAUCCCAACUCCACGACGAAGAACAAGAAGAUCGUCAACUAUCCUUUGCCGGGAUUUCUUCACCGCCCUCUCCCUCUCUAGAUUUUUAUCAAAAGUUAGUCGGUUAUUCCCUCUUUAUAAACCCUAAUCGCCUGUUUCCCGUUUCCCCAUUUCCAACCCCCUCCUUCCGUUUUUCCUCUUUGUCUCACUUUUUCUCUCCCCAGUCUGCGAAUUCAGUCUUUUAACUGUUUCAGAUGAACCCAGAAAAAGACAAUCCUCCGAAACCCCCUCCGAUAUCGACCCAACCCGCUUCCGGGUCUCUUUACAUCGAAACCGACAUGGGCUUCUCCGCGUCUCCGCUAUUUUCACCGCUCACUGGUCUCGAGGCGUUAUCCGCCGGGAUCUGCGGCGGAGGAGAGACAGAGAUGCCGCAGCCGUUGGAGUGCUUGCAGGGGAAUCCGAUUCCGCCGUUUCUGUCGAAGACGUUCGAUUUGGUGGACGACCCGAAUCUCGACCCGGUUAUCUCUUGGGGCCAAACCGGUUUGAGCUUCGUGGUGUGGGACCCGGUUGAGUUCGCGAGGGUCAUCCUUCCUCGGAGUUUCAAACACAACAACUUCUCCAGCUUCGUCCGACAGCUUAACACUUACGGUUUCCGGAAGAUCGAUACUGACAGGUGGGAAUUCGCCAACGAGGCUUUCCAGAGAGGAAAGUCCCAUCUUCUGAAGAACAUACAUCGGCGAAGAUCAUCGCAAUCUCAGCAGGCGAGCAGCAGCUGUUUCUUCGGGUCGCCUCCUGAGGUCCGGGCCGAGAUCGAGAAGCUGAGAAAAGAACGAAAAACGUUGAUAGCGGAAGUAGCAGAGCUUCAGCAGCAGCAGAGAGGGACAGCUCGGGACGUUGACUCGGUGAACGAAAGGCUUCAAGCCGCAGAGCAAAGGCAGAGGCAGAUGCUCUCGUUCUUGGCCAAGCUCUUUCGAAACCCUAGUUUCUUGGAAUGUCUCAGGAGCCACGGGGAAGGAAGAGCUUUCGGGCCAUCGUCAAAGACUAGAAGGAAGUUCAUCAAGCACCAACAACACCAUCAAGGUUCUGAUUUAGAUUCUUCUCCAGCUGGAAUUCAGACCCUGAAGCACAGAGCUGAUGAUUUCGGGAGCGUUGAAGUGACAACAUUUCUAAGUACUGCAGAAGAAGGUAUACCAUUUCGAGUUGGAGACGUUCCAUUAGCAGAACGGUUCUCCAGGCAAAGGGCUUCAAGCCCAGGAACCGAACAACAACAAGAACAAUACCUCGAUCCAAAAGGAAAGAACUCGAUGAAUCUGCCGAAAGAAUCGAUGAGUCCAGAGUGUUCUGCGUCUUUUCCAUCUCCUGGAUGGCUCGAAAGCAUUGCCAAGCAAGAGGAGAUAUGGAGCAUGGGUUUCGAGGCAAGUGUUUCUGCAAUGGCGAGUUCCUGCAAUACUGAACUAUGGGGCGAUAUAAUCAACUGUGACGGUCCAGAGCUCGGCCCUGUCACGACAACAGCAGGUGGGUUGUCUGAUUUCUGCUGGGACCUUGGAUCUGAACAACUGGCUGUAAGUGGUUCGGAGAUUGGUCUCAGUUGGGCAACUGGCGGAAGCUCCUCGCUUGAUGAUGAUGCUCUAACAAAAAAGGAUUAAUAAUCUUUUAAGUGUUCUUCAUUAGUUCCUCCCUGGUUUAGAUAAACCCAUGAUUUAUCGACUCAAGGAUUGCGGUUCGAUGAGCCGUAGAUUAUGAUUUUAAUAUUUUUGUUUGUACAUUUAAAGCGCCAUUAGUCAUAAUCUCUUUGUCAUUA
Tarenaya hassleriana is the source of this 2076-nucleotide messenger RNA. RefSeq names its product heat stress transcription factor A-3-like. NCBI's taxonomy places the organism in Eukaryota, Viridiplantae, Streptophyta, Magnoliopsida, Brassicales, Cleomaceae. Gene Ontology annotation, cellular component: nucleus. The transcript is spliced from 2 exons. The coding region runs from base 530 to 1921 and encodes 463 amino acids. Gene Ontology annotation, biological process: regulation of transcription by RNA polymerase II. The record is from RefSeq and is a predicted model, not a curated record. Gene Ontology annotation, molecular function: RNA polymerase II cis-regulatory region sequence-specific DNA binding; DNA-binding transcription factor activity.